CCGCCAGCAGGACCAACUCGUUGCCUCGCUGCGGGUCGGCUCCCGGCACCGCGGACAACUGCACGCACUGCUGCCUGCGCCGCUCCGCUGACGGGGAGCCGAGCGCGCCGCUGCGGCUGCUGCUGCCGCCCAGGUUCAUGGUUCCGGCCUGAGAGCUAAACGCUGCGACUCCGAUUCCGAGCUGCGGUAGCAGGAGAAGCAGCGGCGGCGACCGCAGGAGCCCGAACCCCCACAUGGGUCGCCGCCGCCAGAGCGGUUCCUAGGGUGUGGGAGGGCCUGAGGGAGGACGCUCGGCCGGCCGCCCAACGGUCCGCGGGAGCGACCCGGGCGAGAGCCGACCCCGAGGGCAACGACGGCGUCAGAGGCCGACGUCCGCGCGCAGCGUGCGUAAGGGAAGGAGGGGUGUGCGCGAAAUCCGACUCCGGUUCCCGGAGGGGUCUAUGAGAAGGGGGCGUGGCCCGAGGAAGGACGUUUGUGAUUGGUGGGUUUUGCCGCGGCCGGGAAGUUCGAACGGAAGUCUGGGAAAGAGCCUGAAGAGAGCAAAGGAAGCGGGUAUGAACCGAGAACCCCGAGCAAGAAGGGCGGCAGUUGUGAUACAGGCGCAGCAGCAGGUGCUGCCCGAAAGUCGUUUCCAGUACGGGGUAAAGAGUUUUGAGUAUGCCAUACUCCCCUUUCGGUAAGCUCAACUUUCAGUGGAUCCAAGGACCGCCUGCAUCUUUGGUGAUUUUCUGCUCCAAACUGAGGAUUCACAGAUUCAUGAGAAGGGGGCCCAGGAAUCUCCACUUGACAAUUCCCGAGUUCCUGCUUAGGCAAGGACAGAAACAUCCUGAGGUAUCAGUGCUCAACAUAUUUUCUGAUCAAGAGUACAACAGAUCAGUCAUUACAAUAGCAGCUUCUGUUGCCGAGUUAGGCAAUUCCAUUCUGGCUGCCUGCCUGGAGGCCUUCCAGUCAAUUGAUAUGGAGGUUCAAGAGGGGAUCCAUCCUUGCCUGGGAGCAGUGGACCUGAUUCCCGUUUACCCUCUCUCCGGUGUUGGAGUAGAAGAGUGUGGAGCUGUGGCCAGAAACCUUGCUGAGAAUCUGGUCCAGCGUGUUCCUGGCUGCAGUGUGUUUCUCUUUGGUGAGGCCGACCUGCCUGAGAAGCGCACUCUUGUCCAGAGAAGGAAGCAACUGGGCUGGUUCACAAGGAGGGAUUUCAGUGCUCUUAAACCUGACCUGGGAGUUGCACCUGCCCGAAGAUGUGGUUUAACAGGCAUCGGCGCUAGCCCAUAUGUGAUGAACUGCAAUGUUACCAUAGAUUCUCAAGACUUGGCUCUGGGAAAAGAGAUCGCUAAUGCCAUUCGGGGCUCAAAUGUGAAUGGAUUGAAGGGCGUCCAAAUGAUGGCUUUUCCUCACGAAGGGAAAAUUGAGAUAGCUUGCAAUGUAGAGAGUUUUGAAGAUCAAGAAGUUACAGAAACCUCAGAAGGCUCUCAAUACAUGGCUUACAGUGUCCUUGGGGACCAUUUUUAUUAUCUAUCUCCUCAUUACAUAGAAGCUCAAGUUAGAAAAUUGGCAAGUGAUCAGGGAAUUGGUAUUACAGGAAGAGCAUUAAUUGGAUUUACACCCCAAGAGUGCAAGAACUGUGCUGAAUAUGCUAUUAAGGAAGGUAUUGGGGAGUUCUGGAAGAUACGCAGAGGUAUUUUCAUGUGAUCCAAGCUAAGGCUUCACUGAAAUUGUAAGGAAAAAAUAUCAGCCAUUACAAAGUUUUCUUUUGGCCAGUGAAGACGAGUGGAAGAUCCAAGAGCUUGGUUCCAGCUGUGAAUUGGAAAACUGGAAGCAUUCUCUGUCCAGUGACAACAACAGGUGUUUAUAGAUUGUCCAUAAUCGCUUUAUGAUAUUUCUAGUCGUCAUUAAAACUUCGUGAAAUCCCCCUCUGUAUCAAGUUCAUGCACUUGCAUGUACUAGAAGCCCUCCUGAAUCAGCUGGGUAAAAUGGCCAUCAUUGUCAAAUUGUCUUUAAUUAUCAUGGACAAAACUAAAAACGGACUCAAUUUAUUUGGUUUUCCUGACCUCUUUAUUCCAGAGUCCUGUAUUCAACUCUCAUUUUUUAAGUAAUCAUUUUUUUAAUGUGCACUUUUAAAAAUCAAGUACUAAGUAACUAAAA
Messenger RNA from Mesoplodon densirostris (Blainville's beaked whale), 2139 nucleotides. RefSeq names its product formiminotransferase cyclodeaminase N-terminal like (gene FTCDNL1). The transcript has 6 exons. The coding region runs from base 658 to 1686 and encodes 342 amino acids. Gene Ontology annotation, molecular function: transferase activity; folic acid binding. The record is from RefSeq and is a predicted model, not a curated record. Lineage: Eukaryota; Metazoa; Chordata; Mammalia; Artiodactyla; Ziphiidae.